Molecule: messenger RNA, 408 nt
Organism: Colletotrichum spaethianum
Lineage: Eukaryota; Fungi; Ascomycota; Sordariomycetes; Glomerellales; Glomerellaceae
Exons: 3
Coding region: 1-408 (135 amino acids)
Source: RefSeq, a predicted model, not a curated record
AUGAAGUUCCUUACCUUUGGUUUCCUCCUGGCCUCAACGAUCGUGAGCGUCAGCAGUCUUCCCGCCGAUGUUGACAGCAGGGCUGUCAGCUUCCAAACCAACUAUGACCAGCACUUGGAAGAUCGCGAAGAGCGCAAGGAGGCUCGCGAUAUCGCUGUCCCUUCGUUCGCUGGAGUCGAGACUACCAGCGGCGUAAUCGACAUUGAGGACGAGGAGGAUGGAGUGCCCCUCCGCGCCCGCCAGCUCCUGAAGAAGAAGAAGGGCAAGAAGGGCAAGAAGGCCAAGGGCAAGGGCAAGGCUGCCAAGGGCAAGGGCAAGGCCGCCAAGGGCAAGGCCGCCAAAGGCAAGGCAGCCGCUCCCGCAAAGGCCAAGGGCAAGGCCGCCGCUCCAGCUGGAGAGGAUGGAUAG